Molecule: messenger RNA, 2223 nt
Organism: Ostreococcus tauri
Lineage: Eukaryota; Viridiplantae; Chlorophyta; Mamiellophyceae; Mamiellales; Bathycoccaceae
Source: the annotation of a RefSeq genome assembly
AUGAGUAUUGAAUAUGUUCAACUUCAAUUAGCUUCACCAAGUGAAAUUAAACGUUGGUCCCAACGUAUUUUACCAACUGGUGAAGUAGUUGGGGAAAUUAGUAAAGCUGAUACGAUUAACUAUCGAACCUUUAAACCAGAACGUGGUGGAUUAUUUUGCGAACGAAUCUUUGGAUCAACGUCCAAUGGCGAAUGUUCGUGUGGAAAAACUAAGCGUCGAAAAUUAAUCGUUCCCGUUAAUUUUAAUCGUCUCACACUUCAAAAACGAAAUGCUGAAUUAGAAGCAACGCAAGCGAUAAUUGAAGUUUGUCCGUCAUGUGGUGUUGAACCAACUAAUUCAAAAGUUCGUCGUUACCGUAUGGGUUGUAUUUCUUUAAAGAAACCUGUAGCCCAUAUGUGGUAUUUCCGUAACUCUCCAAACGUAUUGGCUGCAUUAUUAAAUAUGCGUAGUCAAGAAAUUGAUGAAACAAUUCACUUUCAAACAUAUACUCCGUCUAAGUACGGAACGCAAAAUUAUUGUUUACAUGGUGGUGUUCAAUGGUAUGUGAACCAUUGGGAACCAAUGCACCCUUAUUUUGCCGGAGAUAUUGAUGUUUCGAUGGACAAAGCUGCAUCGUGGAAUUCGAAAUCAACAUUUAUGCCAUCCCAAAUUAAAACAAUUGAAAAUUGUGGUGGUGAAGCAUUACAAGAAUUGUUAACUCGACUUGAUUUAGUAUUUUUACAACGAAUGUUAUCUCGUAAGUUAAAGAAUACAAUUGAAAAGAAAAAAUUGGCAGCUAAAUCAUUACGAAAACGUCAUAAACGUCGUAAAACGGCUAAACUACUUGGUCGUACUGAUCAAAAAAAUUACGGUAUUACUAUUAAAGUUCGUGAGUAUUCGCGUCGUUUAGAAUUUAUCCGUUCAUUAGCACGUAAAGGUUUACGCCCAGAAUGGAUGAUUUUAUCAAUUUUUCCAGUGUUACCGCCAGAUUUACGACCAAUGAUCCAGAUGUCCAGUGGUCGGUUCGCAACUUCAGAUUUAAAUGAUUUAUACCGUCGUUUAAUUUAUCGGAAAAUUCGUUUUGAGAAAUUUUUAACACUUUUUGAUGAAGAAUUUUUACCUGAUUUAUUAAUUCGGCAUGAUUUAUGUUUACUUCAAGAAGCCGCGGAUUCGAUUAUUGAUAAUGGACGAUUAGAUAAACCUGCCCAACGCCCAAAUCGUAAGCCAUUUAAAUCAUUAACUUCCAUUAUUGAAGGUAAACAUGGACGUUUCCGUCAAAAUUUAUUAGGAAAACGGGUUGAUUAUUCUGGGCGUUCCGUUAUCGUUGUGGGCCCAAAAUUACGUUUACAUCAAUGUGGAUUACCACGUGAAAUGGCAUUAGAAUUAUUUCAACCAUUUGUGAUUCGUGCUUUAUUAGAAGAAUCUGGGGUGAAAAAUAUUCGCGCAGCAAAAAAUUUAUUACAACGCCGUUCGCAAAUGGUUUGGGAUAUUCUUGAUACGGUUGUUUUGGGUCACCCAGUUUUAUUAAAUCGAGCUCCGACAUUACACCGUUUAGGUAUCCAAGCAUUUGAACCAAUUUUAUUAUCUGGUCGAGCAAUCCAAUUACACCCUUUAGUUUGUCCAGCUUUUAAUGCAGACUUUGAUGGAGACCAAAUGGCAGUACACGUACCAUUAGGUCUUGAAGCUCAAGCCGAAGCUCGUUUAUUAAUGUUGGCUACCCAUAACUGGUUAUCCCCAGCAACUGGUGAACCGAGUAUUCUCCCCAGCCAAGAUAUGAUUCUUGGUUUUUAUUAUUUAACAACAUUAAAACCAACCGUAAGUCUGAAACGCCCCGUUGAGCAACCAAUGGCAGUUCGCGGUCGUAACUUAAUUCAAUCCAAUUCAAUUUUUAAUAAUUUUGAGAGCGUUCUUCAUGCGUACGAAACAAGUAAGGUUGAUUUACAUGAAAUUAUUUGGUUAAGAUGGUCAUCAUAUAUUCAAACUACAAAUUCGGAACCAUUACAAAUCACGGUAAAUAAAACUGGUCAUGUAACAACAGUUUAUGAUAGUUUUGUCAUGCAGUCAGGUGCCACAAAUGGGCCAGAUAAUUCUAUGUUAUCAGUACAAAUGAAGUCUCGUGAUACCUCUAGCAUUUCGAAAGUGUAUAACUGUUUAACGUCAUUGAACGCCGCAGCUUUCUAUAUUCUUACAACACCAGGGCGUGUUCUUUUUAAUAACUUAAUUUAUGAAAACCUUUUUUUGUAA